AUGCAGAAUGAACUGGGCCUCACCGCUUCCUCCGACACCUUAUUAGUUGACAGCUUUCAUGCUCAGGCCGUGAGGAGUGCCUACUCGACACCUGACCAAUAUGUGAAUGAUAAACAUGAGGCUUGGCUUCGGAAUCAGGCACAGGAACUUGCGACGGGGAUGAGAAAGUGCUUGGCAACAGUGGCAAAUGUCGGUGGUAACCACUGGGUAGGGCUUGUGGUUGAUUUUCGACAACAGAAAUUCUAUUAUGGAUGUUCAUUAGGGUGGAAGAUGAAUCAGGUUUUGAAGGAUACGUACAGCUGGUGGGUAUAUCAGCAUACAAGCAGGAUAUUCAAAUGGGAGACAAUGAAGAGCACGGUACAGCGUGAUGGAUUCUCUUGCGGAAUUCUUGCUGUCAAUGCUCUUGGACAUCAUCUCAAUCCAGCCAAAUAUCCAUUACUUGACGCCAAGGCAGUUGCCGAUGAAUGA
This is a messenger RNA of Marasmius oreades (fairy-ring Marasmius), 468 nucleotides long. RefSeq lists its product as uncharacterized. The record is from RefSeq and is a predicted model, not a curated record. NCBI's taxonomy places the organism in Eukaryota, Fungi, Basidiomycota, Agaricomycetes, Agaricales, Marasmiaceae. The coding region runs from base 1 to 468 and encodes 155 amino acids. The transcript has a single exon.